CUGCAGCCUGGAGACAGAGGAGGAGAGGAGAGAGACAGAGAGAGGGAUGUUUAUCUGACAGUCGGCUGGGAGACAACCUUCACCCUGCUCCUUAUACGAUUGCUUCUUCUUUUCUUUUCUUUGUUUGUGGAGAAAAAAAAAAGAGAAGGAAAGUAAAACGUUUCGGCCACCUUCCCCCAGAACAGACAAACUCUCCCAGGAGCGCGUGUUGCGCCUGGAGCCCGGCGGGGCCACAGGACUUCCUCUGGCCGACGGGGAUGCAACACGGAGCGGGGGAGGUUUUCUGAUCUGACCCCCUGACUUUUCCGUUUUUGAGAAAUGAGUCAAACGACGACCGGCAGAGACGGCGGAGGGAAGUGAUUGGCGGGGGGAGAGGAUGACACCUACAGGAGCCGCGCUGCUCACAUCCCCUCUCUGAUCUCACUCUUCCCUCGCAGGGUUCAUCCAUCCACCCAGAGCUGUCAGACGUCUCAUCCCGGAGGAUCUCAUUCCAUCCCGAUCCGCCUCUCGGGUCACUCGAGCGAAGUUGAUCACGUCUUGAGAAAGUUUGCGGAACUUAGAGCCUAUUAUGGGAUGCGGGUGUCCCCCGACUUGUGAUCAAUUUUAAAACAGAUUGGCACCUUUUUCUCUCUCUAUUAUUAUUUUUUUUUCUCCCCCCCCCCCCCCCCCCCCCCCCCCCCCCCCCCCCGUUGUCUGAUACCAUUUGCCACCAGUGAGAGGUGAUGGCCAUCAACACGGACACCGACUUCCUGAAGUCCGGCCUGGGCGGGGCCGGAGGAGGCGCGCCGCCGCCGGACCCGCACGAGACGGAGCAGCUGCUGGCGGCCACCAGCGGCAUGAGGGCGUCCACCUCCUUCACGGUCGACGUGGGCAGCGACAAGGGCCCCGAGGCCGACCUGAACGGCCACGGCGUCGCCGUCCGGUCGGGCUCCGUCGGCCACCUGAGCGCCGCCGCCCCGCUGUCCCCGUCCAAGGUCAGCCUGAGCCGCUCGUCCGCCGCGCAGGAGAGCCCGCAGCCCAGGGACUACCUCAUCCCGGUCAUCUUCUCCUGCUUCUGCCCCGUGUGGCCCGUCAGCAUCGUGGCACUGGUGUACUCCAUCAUGUCCAGAAACAGUCUCCAGGCGGGUGAUGUGGACGGGGCCCGGAGGCUGGGACGCCUGGCUCGUCUGCUCAGCAUCGUCUCCUUCGUCCUGGGUGUGGUCAUCAUCGUAGUCUACCUCUCAGUUGGAGUGAGAUACUGACAUGGAGGACCUGAGGGGAAUGAAAAAAUAGAACCCGUGAAAACCAGACCAUGGAUGCAACAUGAAAAAAAAAAGUCAAUUUCCAAAAAAAUACUAUUCCUUACUUGACGCUAUAUUGUAAUUACAUCAUGACCACCCUCAGAAAACACAAGCAAUUCACGAGAGUAGGUAUUGCAGUAAGAAAACCAAUGAAUAAAAAAAAGGAAGAAGAAAUUCCAAGAUGCAUGCAUUAGAAUCCAGUAACAUGUGCUUGACGAAAAUAACCAAAAACCUGAUGUGAAAUUCUUCAGGUUAAAACCGAGGGGGUGAAAAACCAAAAUCGAUAUGUGGUUAGGAGAAGUGUUUCCUUUUGGAAUAAUGGACUUCUUAAGAUGUAGAAGAUGAUCUACAUCUGAGGAGAGACAGUGAAUGAUGGACUUUUUCUAUGUCUGGGGCUCCUUUGAGAAACAUGGACUUGGAGUUUGGACAGCUGGAGUUUGGACAGCUGCAUAUAAUCCUGAUAUAUUCCUUACUGAACCACUUGCAUUCAAAGCAUAUACAGCUACAAAUAUAUUUGAAAUAUGGAUAUAUGAACAUAUAUAUAUAUAUACAGAUGUAUGUUUUAUAAAAAUGUUCGUAUGCCAAGCGGUGCUGGUUUGUUAAGACUGUCACAUUGGCUGCUUUGCCAGCACUUGGAUUAUCAGUGGAAACUCAAGGGUUUGUUUAAAGGGGACCGGAAACACAUUCGUUUUUUUAAUUUAUUAUAAUUUUUUGAACUAAAAGAAAAAAAUUAGACCAACUGCAUGCCUGAAUGUAGAUAACCAAUCUCCUGCCUUUGUUCUUGACAGUUGUCUCUUUUAUUGUUAAGGGGUAUGAGAGGCUAACAGAUUUGCACAUGGAAGAGUGAUUUGUGUACAUUAUGGGUCCAGCCACUGUAGAAUGUGUGAGGAGAGCUCCUUACUAUGUCUCCAACAUUUCUUGAACCUUGCCUUGCUCUGGCGGAGACAGAGACGCAUGCCAAACCUCCCACCAUCCUUCAUUUCCUUCUCUUCCGCUCCCACCCUCUUAACUCUUCACCAUCAAUCCUGACUAAGUGGCUUUCGUCCUUCAGUUUAGUCUCUGUUCCUUCAUCUUCCUCUCCCCUCAAACUUACAUUGCACCUUUUACAACCCUCCGACACACAUUGCUCCCCAUUUUCCAUUUCUACAUGGUUGUACAUUGACUGUUAAACACCAAUGUUUCACUGAAUGUUAUUGUAUUGGUAUGGAACUUAUUUAUAUGGGAAAAUAUAUAUAUGCAAUAUAUACGCAUGCUACUGGCCAAACCGGCUCACACAUGUAUUUUUUUGUAAAAGAGCAGGCCUGUGAGUUUGACUGAGUAACACAAAAGCAUUUAAAGAACAUUUCUAUAAAAAUCCAAGCACGACAGAUCGCCUGUAUUCGUCACUUUAUCAGAGAGAAGUCACUGUGGACACACAGGACUGUUGUAUCGACUCAUUACAGGCUCAUGCUACAAGCCCAGGUAACGUCACUGUAACAUCACGUAGCAUCAGUUAAAGCCACAGAUUUACUAAGGGCAUUAUUUGUGUAUUUUCUCCUUUUUAAUUGUGCAAUCUAAUUCAGAAACCAUUUGUUCCUUUCCAAGUCCCUUUAAAGUGUGUCAAGUUCCAGUUGUUUCUUUGUUUAAGGGCUUGUACAAGAGCAACAAGAGAAUCACCAGCUAAUUAUGGCCCAUGGAGGAAAUGGCAUUUGUCAGACUAUGCAGCUCAAGUGAUCCUAAACUCAACAUUAUCAAUGUAAGGCUGAACAACUGCAAAAGGUCACAUAGUAACACCACAACGUACGAUGUUUUGUGCAAAAUGGGUUCAUAUCAAUUCCAUUCCAAUUCAUUGUUGUACAUUCAAAUUACAUUCUUUAUCCAAACAUCUGAAAGCAGCAAAAUCCAAAGAUCCCUCGUGUUUACGACCAAACUCUUGAAAGAGAGAUAAAAAAUGGCAACCUGUCAUUUCUGUAGACCAAGUGCGUCCAUCUGUGAAACUGGUGGUCAGGAGUCAACUGUCUUUCCUAUAAGCAUUGCUCUUGUCUGUAAAACAAUUCAAAACGUUAUUUCAUUUCCAUGAAUUGUGAUUCUUUUGCAGUAUAUGGUCUGUGCCAGUUUUCAUCUCUGUAGUGUACAUUUUGCAUGUCUGGAAUAAACGUUACCAUGCAUGGUCCAA
Messenger RNA from Scophthalmus maximus (turbot), 3435 nucleotides. It is a transcript of the gene trarg1a, whose product is annotated as trafficking regulator of GLUT4 (SLC2A4) 1a. Bases 723 to 1241 code for a protein of 172 amino acids. The transcript has 3 exons. The record is from RefSeq and is a predicted model, not a curated record. Gene Ontology annotation, cellular component: membrane. Lineage: Eukaryota; Metazoa; Chordata; Actinopteri; Pleuronectiformes; Scophthalmidae.